Messenger RNA from Rotaria socialis, 381 nucleotides. Lineage: Eukaryota; Metazoa; Rotifera; Eurotatoria; Philodinida; Philodinidae. The record is from the annotation of a GenBank genome assembly.
AUGAAUAAUGUCGAUACCUCAAUAUUACGUCAUAAGCUAAAUCGAAAUGUAAAAACCAAUGAAUAUGCACAUUAUAAUAAUUUACAGGAUCAGGAAAUUAAUAUCUCUAAGCAGGCUUUUAACUAUGCUGUUGAGCAACAUUUUCCACCUUUUGAUAUUAAACGUACACCUAAAUUAAGUGAUCAUGAGAAAGGAAAAGAAAUCAUUAACGCAAUUUUCAUACACAUUGAAAAGGAUUUAAAAAAACUAAAUAAGCAUUAUGCUAUGCAAUUAGGGUUCGAGUAUUGGUACAUUGAUAAAAAUGGAGAUUUAGUAUGUUUUACAAAAUAUACAGAAUUAUUUGUUUAUUUAUCUGAAAGUCAUACUAUCCAACAUCAUUAG